GACGAAAAAAGCCAGAGCUCAUAAUGGCGACAGCUGCGGUGUCUGCCCCUGCUGGCUGCGGCCCCAGCCCCGGGUCGGGAACGGAGCUGGUCCGCGGACAGGCCUUCGACGUCGGGCCUCGGUACAGCAACCUCUCCUACAUUGGAGAGGGAGCCUACGGCAUGGUGUGCUCUGCCUAUGACCGGGACAACAAGAUACGUGUGGCCAUUAAGAAGAUUAGCCCUUUUGAGCACCAGACGUACUGCCAACGCACCCUGAGAGAGAUCAAAAUCCUGCUGCGCUUCAAACAUGAAAACAUCAUCGGCAUCAAUGACAUCAUCCGCACACCAACCAUUGACCAGAUGAAGGACGUAUAUAUUGUCCAGGAUCUCAUGGAGACAGACCUGUACAAGCUCCUGAAGACUCAACACCUGAGCAACGACCACAUCUGCUACUUCCUCUACCAGAUCCUACGAGGGCUCAAGUACAUCCAUUCUGCCAACGUCCUGCAUCGCGACCUAAAGCCCUCCAACCUUCUGCUUAACACCACCUGUGAUCUCAAGAUCUGUGAUUUUGGUUUGGCUCGUGUGGCUGAUCCUGACCAUGAUCACACUGGUUUCCUUACAGAGUAUGUAGCCACCCGUUGGUACAGAGCACCAGAGAUCAUGCUCAACUCCAAGGGCUAUACCAAGUCCAUAGACAUCUGGUCAGUGGGUUGCAUCCUGGCUGAGAUGUUGUCCAACAGGCCAAUCUUUCCCGGGAAGCACUACUUGGAUCAGCUUAACCACAUUUUGGGUAUCCUGGGUUCUCCCUCUCAGGAGGAUCUCAACUGCAUCAUCAACAUUAAGGCCAGGAACUAUCUUUUGUCGCUGCCUUUGCGCUGCAAAGUGCCGUGGAACCGCCUCUUCCCCAACGCUGAUCCCAAAGCUUUGGACCUGCUGGACAAGAUGUUGACCUUUAAUCCUCACAAGAGGAUUGAGGUGGAGGAGGCCCUGGCACACCCUUACCUGGAGCAGUAUUACGACCCCACUGAUGAGCCUGUUGCCGAGGCCCCAUUCAAGUUUGACAUGGAGCUAGAUGACUUACCCAAAGAGACACUAAAGGAGCUCAUCUUUGCAGAAACUGCACGUUUCCAGUCCGGCUUUAGGUCCUAACAUCUCACACAGGUGUUUCUGUUGACGGGCUUCUGCAUUGCCACUGCUCCUCCUCGCCUCCACACUGUUGCUGUGACAUUUUUGUCUUGGUUUUAAUUUGACUAUCCUAUUGUCCACAUCACCUGGAUUCCUUGGGUCUCACUCGUCAAGUCCAAUUUGCUCAGGAAUGGCGUCAGGAAUCAAUCAAUCAAUCAAUCAAUCAAUCAAUCAAUCAUUCUUUUGUCUCCCUUUCUAUUUCUCUUUACCGUCACUAUCUCU
Molecule: messenger RNA, 1391 nt
Organism: Etheostoma spectabile (orangethroat darter)
Lineage: Eukaryota; Metazoa; Chordata; Actinopteri; Perciformes; Percidae
Gene: mapk1
Product: mitogen-activated protein kinase 1
Exons: 9
Coding region: 24-1133 (369 amino acids)
Biological process (GO): protein phosphorylation
Molecular function (GO): MAP kinase activity; ATP binding
Source: RefSeq, a predicted model, not a curated record